CGCAGGCGCGGUGCGGCGCUGGGCGCUGGGCUGGGAUUUAAAGGGCCAGGAGCGGCCCGGCCUGCGCUGUCCCCGGAGCCUGCGGCCGGCUGCCCCGGCCCGGGAAGAUGGUGUGCGGCGGCGGGUUCGCUUGCUCCCGCAACGCGCUCUGCGCCCUCAACGUGGUCUACGUGCUGGUUGGGUUGCUGCUGAUCGGCGUGGCUGCCUGGGGGAAAAGCUUUGGCAUUGUCUCCAGCAUCCACAUCAUCGGCGGAGUCAUCGCCGUGGGCGUCUUCCUGCUGCUCAUUGCCAUCGUGGGACUCAUCGGGGCUAUCAACCACCACCAAGUCAUGCUCUUCUUUUACAUGGUCAUUUUGGGGCUCGUCUUUCUCUUCCAGUUGGGAGUCUCCUGUUCGUGUCUGGCCCUUAACACAAGCAGAGAGGAGAGUCUCUUCCGCGCCACCUGGGACAUCCUGAGCAACAAGACCCGCAACGAGAUCGAGGUGAAUCUGAACUGCUGCGGGCUGCUAAACAACACCAACGACCCAGUCGCCAUCAGGACGUUCCAGAUGGACUACAACCUCUGCACUGCUAUGUGUAAGGACAACACGACCAAGGGCCACGUGCCCAGCUGUCCCAAGUGCGGGGAGAAGAUGCUGAAGCAUUCGGACGAGGCCCUGAAAAUCCUCGGGGGCGUCGGACUUUUCUUCAGCUUCACGGAGAUCCUCGGAGUCUUGCUAGCCAUGCGCUACAGAAACCAGAAAGACCCUAGAGCAAAUCCCAGUGCCUUCUUAUAGACCGUCCACCCCCCCGCCCCUUCCCCGCCCCAGCUGCUUGUACUUUAGCCAUGAGAAUCCAUCUCCCUUCACUGCUCGGAAGGAAAGCGACGCCUGCAUCUGCCCCCCUUCCCACUGCCGUGUUACCAAAGCGCUGAGUGGAUGAAACGGCAGCUGCACGGCUCCAUCCUUGAUAUGAAGCCUUUGGCAAGCGGGGGGUGGGGAGCCCCGCGAGAACGUUCUCGUGCUGCGAGAGCCCGGGCUCAGCCGUGCCGGAGCCAGGCAGCCGCGCUGGGCAUGGCUAGGAGCAUGACGCUGCUAACGUGUAGUUGGUGCCCUGCUCCGACAAGUUCCCUGGCUCUGUUCCUGGUACGUAGCCAAACACGGAGAAGCGUGUUGCCCUGCCGAGACCGGCCAUGGCAGCCUGGCCAGGAGCAAACUCCAGGGCUGUAUUUACCCUUGUGGAAACUCACCUGGCUGCAGCUGCGCUGACCCGACAAGGAGAGGGAGGACCUGCGUGGCUUAGAGACCGCGGAGCCAGAGCCAAACGCCAGGGCCCCGUCAUCUAGGAAGUUAGUUACGUUCCUCUAAGGGGUGGGGCAGGGGGCUUUGUCUCUGAUCUGUACUAAUCCAAAAGGAGAAUGUACAGCCUCUCGCGGAGUUAACUGCCCUGAAGAUGGUCAUGUGACUGGGGGGAGCUGGUGCGUAGCAGGAAAUUUGGCAUUUUUAUCCUCGAAUAAGUGGAAUCUUAAUAGCCAGGCUGUAGCCUUUCAGCAGGUGGCACCUGCUCCUGCUUCCUCUUGCCCCACCUAAGGGCUUUGCAGGAACAUUUCUGAGCCUUGGACCAGCUCCUCAGCCCCCUGCAAAAGCAUCUUUCAAAGCCUCUGACCUCCAUGUCCAAGGCUCACCCCCAGCUGUCCGACCCUAACCUCCCAUGGGGCAGUAGAGACCAGCCGAGCUGGGGUCCCAUCCUCCUCCGCUGCCACAGUCAGUUGGAGCUUGCUUCUGCGCUGUCAUAAGGGGGAGGAGCCAUCCCCCGCCUGGAUUCCUUGCCCAGGUGAUCUCUGCAGGGCAAUUCCCUGCCUGUUGCAGGGCCAGCUGGGAUCUCUCUUUGCCAGCCCCCGGCUGUGGCUUCUUUGGUUUUUGCUGCACCCCCUGCCUGAGACCUUAGCCCAACAGCCAGACACAGCUUGACCGAUGCCUUCCUUAGAGCGCAGUGCUACACCUCCCUGCAGCAGGUGAGUGUGGCUUUGAGACUGAGUGGGAGGGCUGGUCUGGUCCCACUGCAUUCCCACUGUCUCCAAGGGGCAGUGUCUGCCCCUCCCUCUUGGGUCAGACAUGGGGAGUCGGCGCCUGGUGCUGUUACAUGUGCAGCUGGGCACUUAGUCCCGUGCUCUGCAGUGGGGCUAAGUUGAUUAGCGUGUGGGGCUGGGCAGCGAGGCUCAGCUGGGAAUAGGGCCAAUAGAUUCACACACCCACCCACGCACCCACAGUACAGUGACGGGGACAGACAGUGCUAGCUUCUCACCUUCACCCGAGUUUGCACUGAGUGUCUCCGCCAGCUUCGAUGGCACAGACCAGCCCCCGCUGCAGGCCGUAGCUCUGGGCCAGACCAAGGCCCCCUCCGCCCCAAAGCCCUGGCAGGCUGGGCCAGGCCCUGGCCUCCUCAUGCUGCCUUGGGCAGGAAGAGGUGGAACCCAGCUCCCUGGCAAGACAACGCUGGCCCAGCCACCAGGCUGGACUCAGGCUGACAGUAGUGUGGGGCUGGAGGCUCACCAAAAGAUGCCGGCUGCUCCCCCUCCCCUCGCAUGCAGUAGAGGGCCCAGGCAGAGCUGGGUAACCCCCCCCCCCCAGGAGAAGCACCAUCCUUAACCAACACUAGAUAGUUUUGAUUCUUCCCGCCCUGCCUCUGUGAGUCCCCUCACCCCUGUGACUAGUGUGGGUAGAGCCCCGAGGGGCUGCAUGCUAUUUAUUUAUAAGUCUAGCUGGAAACUCUAGGUAUGUUGUAGGAGUAGAAGGUUGUUUUCCCGCAGUGUGACAGAGCCCUCCCUGUACCAGGCUCGGGGCAAGGAGACUGGGGGCUUCUGCAGAACCAGCACAAGCGCCCGAUUCUCCAGCCACCCUUCAUUCAAGGGCCCUCUCCCCAAACUCUGCCCUUCAGCUCUGGGCUAUGCCCACCGGAGACAGCAGAAUGCUGCUGGCUCCUUUGUCAAUUAACCCUUGUAGGGAACUCGAGGAGAGUGCUCACGCCUCAGUGUUAAAUGCACACCAGGUGCCGGCUGCCAGUAGCAGGCACCUGGGCGCAGCCCGACAGAGCGCGGAGACCAGGGCGCUGAAGGAGUCUAUUUCCUCUCCGCCACCCGCUUGGAUCAUUUGCCAGCUGAGCCCGCCUUGCAGCAUAGAGUUCAAGGCUUCAGCUGAUGACAGCACAUCCCCCUGCUCCCUGGGGAAGUCCCCAGCCCCAGCUGGUAUGUAAACAGAGCCACAGGGCAAGGUCCCGCACACAGGCCCUCGGGGGCACGGGGGACUCCAGCGUGACUCAGCCCCAGGCAGUGCUACUAGAGGUUUCAGUGUUUAGCUGGGCUGGCUGGUUCGGAGGGGGCUUUCCCAGCAGUGCUUGUGGGUGCGGGUUCCCCUGGAGGUGGGACAGAACUCGGCUGGGGCGCUAGCAAAGCAGACGCUGCUCCCAGAGACUUGUGUUAAAACAGAGGGGCAGCAGGACGUCAGCCUCUCCCCAGUCUGCUCGGCCUCUGGCCUGGCUCCCCGGCCGGGGGAUCCAUGCUGGACCCGUGUUAUCAGCGUCCAUUGGAGUGGCUGGAACCUGCACUGUUGUGUGUAUCUGUUACUUUAUCGAUCAUUCAA
Terrapene triunguis (Three-toed box turtle) is the source of this 3617-nucleotide messenger RNA. RefSeq names its product tetraspanin 31 (gene TSPAN31). The coding region runs from base 108 to 776 and encodes 222 amino acids. The record is from RefSeq and is a predicted model, not a curated record. Gene Ontology annotation, cellular component: membrane. The transcript is spliced from 6 exons. Lineage: Eukaryota; Metazoa; Chordata; Testudines; Emydidae.